Hansenula ciferrii is the source of this 435-nucleotide messenger RNA. It is a transcript of the gene YNK1, whose product is annotated as nucleoside diphosphate kinase. Gene Ontology annotation, biological process: UTP biosynthetic process; CTP biosynthetic process; GTP biosynthetic process. The record is from RefSeq and is a predicted model, not a curated record. Gene Ontology annotation, molecular function: nucleoside diphosphate kinase activity. NCBI's taxonomy places the organism in Eukaryota, Fungi, Ascomycota, Saccharomycetes, Phaffomycetales, Wickerhamomycetaceae. The transcript has 2 exons. The coding region runs from base 1 to 435 and encodes 144 amino acids.
AUGUCAAACAACGAACAUGGUGUCCAAAGAGGUUUAAUCAACAACAUCUUAGGUAGAUUUGAAAACAGAGGUUUCAAAUUAGUUGGUAUUAAAUUAGUUACUCCAACUGAAUCAUUAUUGAAAACUCAUUAUGCUGAUUUAACUGAAAAACCAUUUUUCCCAUCAUUAUUAUCAUACAUGUUAUCAGGUCCAAUCUUAGCUACUGUCUGGGAAGGUAAAGAUGUUGUUAAACAAGGUCGUGCUAUCUUAGGUGCUACUAACCCAUUAAACUCUGCUCCAGGUACUAUCAGAGGUGAUUACGCUAUUGAUAUGGGUAGAAACGUUUGUCAUGGUUCUGAUUCUGUUGAAUCUGCUAACAAAGAAAUUGAUUUAUGGUUCAAAAAAGAAGAAUUAGUUGAUUACAAACAUUCUUUAUUCGGAUGGAUCUAUGAAUAA